UGUUAAAUGCUGCUGCAGUAUUUUCUCCUGCUUCUGACAGCAGAUUUUCAGGGUGACAGCAAACAAAAAACGGAGCUCUAUUUACACACUUGACGGACAGCUGAACUUUUGAUUACGUUUAAGCGUGUCAACACAGCUCCCCCUCGGCAGGGCCAGGCGCUGUUGUAACGGCAGCGUAAAUGACAUUGCAACCGGGAAAGGGUAGCACCGUUAAGCUAACAACGCAGUCCUGAACGGGCUGCUAUGGGCCUUCGGGUGACCUGACAGCCAAAGUCGCCGAGUUGCGGUUCAGCUUGCGGAUGACGACUGAUGAAAGGAUGGAUCAAAGGUUGAAGGCAGUCUCUCUGGGGUUCGUGUGCGUGGUGGUAGUAUGAACAAAGUGGGUGUGUAUGUGUCUUGACUGUAUGAAUUUUGCUGUUGCUCGCUGAUGUGCAGGCCAGGCAGGAUCUAUAAGGCAAAUGGAUGUUUAGCAAGAGCCAACUGAGGAUACUACUCCUUGUCUGAACCUAAGUGUAUGUUACGGUGACGUCAGCCAUGUUUUGGAAGUUUGAUUUACACACAUCUUCACAUCUGGAGGCUUUGCUGGACAAGGAGGAUGUCACGCUCAUUGAGCUCAUGGAUGAGGAAGAUGUGCUGCAGGAGUGCAAGGCACAAAACAGGAGACUUCUCCUGUUCUUGUGCCAGGACCAGUGCAUGCAGGAUCUGGUUCAUAUGAUUACUACAGAGCCCCCUGCUGGUGUAGAGGAAACCAAGCGCUUCAAGUAUCCAAAUAUAGCAUGUGAGCUGCUGACAUGUGAUGUGGGAGUGAUCAAUGAUAAGCUGGGUAAUGAGGAGCCUCUGCUGGAAACUCUGUAUGCCUUCUUGGAGCAGCCAUCUCCGCUUAACCCCCUCCUGGCAUCUUUCUUUAGCAAGACAAUUGGGAACCUCAUCACGCGGAAGACUGAGCAGGUGAUUACUUUCCUGCGAAGGAAGGAGGGAUUCCUUUCGUUGGUCCUGAAGCAUAUUGAUACGUCAGCCAUGAUGGAUGUGCUCCUACGCCUUAUCAGCUGUGUGGAGCCACCCCCUCUUCGACUCGAGACUCUUACUUGGCUGAAUGACCAGAAACUGGCCCAAAGACUCAUAGAGCUCAUUCACCCUGAGAGAGAUGAAGAGAGGCAGUCAAAUGCAUCUCAAACGUUGUGUGACAUCAUACGUUUGAGCAGAGACCAGGCCAACCAGCUCCAAGAGAUGUCACAGCCUGACCCUUUGCUGACUGUGCUUGAAUCACAGGAGUGUGUGGAGCAAUUGCUGCAGAAUAUGUUCUCAGGGGAGAGGACUGAGAGCUGUAUCGUCAAUGGGAUUCAAGUUCUUCUUACUUUACUGGAAAUCAGGAGGCCUGUGGUGGACGGUGUAAUGGAUGCUCAGGGAUUUGAGAGAAGUUACACUGUUAACAGCAGUAUUUUGCUGGCCAUCCAGCCACACCUGAUACACUUCCACCAGCUACUUCUGGAGCCACCCAAGCGAGAUCCAAUGCUGACUACUUUGGGUGUGCUGGAGGAGCCACUGGGGAAUACGCGUCUGCACGUGGCCAGACUAGUGGCCUCUUUGCUUUAUACCAGCUCUGCUAGCCACGCAGUCGUAGCACAGGAGCUCUGCAGACUCAAUACAAUGGACCUCCUUCUGGACUUGUUCUUCAAGUACACAUGGAACAACUUCCUGCACCUCCAAGUGGAGCUUUGUGUUGCUGCCAUCCUCCGGCCCUGUGCCCAUGAAAUGAGACUUCAGCCUGGCUUGGGCUCCCAUGAAAAAUUCAAGCCUCAGCAAGAUGCAUCGCAAGAGCAGGAUUUGACUGAGACUCUGACGUCUGAGCCUUCAGCCACCUCUGAGAACUCUGCACAUAAUUUAAUGGUGACUCAUUUAUUUCAGCACUGCCACCUUGUUCAGAGGAUUCUGGAGGCUUGGGAAGAGAAUGAUAAAAUGCAGUCAGAAGGUGGUAUGAGAAGAGGGUACAUGGGACACCUGACCAGGAUUGCCAACACAGUGGUCCACAACCUGGAGAAAGGCCCGGUUCACACCCAGAUUAGUAGCCUCAUCACAGAGCUGCCAGAGGACUACCGAGGACGGUGGGAAACCUUUGUGGACCAGACACUGUCAGAGACCAACAGGAAGAACACCAUAGACCUGAUUGGCACUGGAAACCCUCGUCCUUCCUCUGAGGAUGAUAUGGAGAGCCCCUUCCCCAAAGAGCUGACAAUACAACAGGCCUUCUCAGACUAUCAGAUCCAGCAGAUGACGGCCAAUUUUGUGGAUCAGUUCGGAUUCAAUGACGAGGAGUUUACCGAUCAUGACGACAGCAUUGGGGCAACGUUUGACCGGAUUGCAGAGAUCAAUAUCAACAUUGAUGCAGGCCAGGACAGCGCCAACACAGCUGUGUUUGAGGCUUGUUCCAAGGAGAGGAUUCAGCCCUUUGAUGAUGAUGAAGAGGACAUCUGGGAGGAAAAAGAGAUCAACUAUGCAACACAAACCAAGUCCCGGAACAGGUUUGGUGGGUCACGGACCUCCCAAAGCCAAGCUGCCAAUAAGAGUUGUGAUAUGACAGCAACUUCUGGUACUGAGGUCUCUGACAGAGCAGCAGACUCAGACUCUGAGGAAGAAGACCCUAAAGAUGACCUGGAUCCUUUCUCAAGUCAGGACCAGACUGAGGCAACUAAGAGCACUGACUGGGUAGCAGACUUUGGAGAAGUGAACUCUAAGGCUCCUGCAGCAGGAGUUGGUUUUGCAGCCUGGGACACUCCAGUCUCUCAGCCAGCUGCAACAGAGGCCGAAGAGAAGGGGUGGGCCAAGUUCACUGACUUCCAGCCUUUCUGUUGCUCUGAAACAGGCCCCAGAUGCAGCUCUCCUGUGGACUCGGACCUCAGUGGAUCAGACAACACCAAACCAAACCAGAACCCGUGUGUGUGGAGUGUGUGCGUGGCAAGAAAAGCUCCUCUGGUGGCAUCAGACAGCUCGUCCUCCAGCAGCUCAGACAGCGAGGAGGAAGAAGGCAAGACAGACUCCACCUCCAGCGAGACGGUCACCACAGAGACCAUCACCACAGGUGCUGGCAAGGAGACCAUCCGGCUCACAGUGGACGCCAAAAAUGAGAGGGCAGUCUUCACCAGAGUAUUCAGACCUGCAGUCAGACGCGAAGCGGAUAAGGUGCCAGUAGAAGGACUGUCCAUCAAAGACAAGGGGAAAAGCAGCGAUAAAGAAAGUGAAAAAGGAAAGAAACAUGGAAACUGUUCCAAUCCAAUUACCGCCAGUCCAACUAACCAGUCGGCUGCUGCCACACAAGAGGCGCAGUCGUCAGCUAACGGACCGGCCUAAUGGUGCGGUACAGGCACACACUUCACACCUGUUCAUACAACACACAGCCAUGCCACCUUUGCUUCCUGUUAGCAGCCCUCCAAUGCCAAUUUUGUUGUGUCUGAAGACAUGUAAGUGAGUGGGAGAUCCUCAGCACUGAGAUCAAACAGUAUUUAUGUUGGACAUCAGAAAUCUACACAUGGGUACAACUGAUGUCUCUACUGCGCCUUCAUGACAUAGUAACACCGAACCGCUUCAAAGAGAAAUGUACGUUUUAUAGAACAUCUGAUUGUGUCAGAAACCCCAAAGCCCAGCUGUGUAAAAUAUGGAUUUUUUUCAUAGAACUUAGGAAAUGUAAAGACCCUUAAGACGAGCAGAGGCGACACAGUAUGUUUGAGUGCCCGUUGCAAACACUGAAAUCUAAAAUUAGACGUUUUUAUUCAAUUCAGCUUCAGAAUUUGAGAUUGUUUGAGCCUGUCUGCGCUCUGGGCAUUAAAUCACAGCCCAGCGAAUUUUUCUAGCAGAGCAUUUGACUGUUUACACUUUAGUAAUGAAAACUGUAUUCGCAUAAUUAGCCAAAAUUACGAAAGCCAAGACGCUUGCGAAGCUAGCUAGCUACCAUUUUGUCUUUAGCAUUUCCGUGUACGUGCCAGGCAGACAUUUUACUAGUGAAAACGUGUGAGUGACAAUAAUUUGGCUUUUUUUUUCUCCCCCCUUACAUCCAAUAUAAAUCAUUUCUCAAUCAAGUAUAAAUUUGUUUUCUAUGAUCAUAAAUGCCCUCUUGUUAAUUUGGAGCAUUAGAUUUGGGAGGAUCAUGUGCCACUUCCUCCUCGGACAGAUUCAUGUAGUGUAGAGGCGUGUGUGCUGUUGUAUCCAUGUGUGUACAUCCAUGUGUGUGUGUGUGUGCGCAUGUGUUUGAGCUCUGUCUGAGGUGCAGAGUGUAUUCUCAGGUCAUAGGAGAAGUAUGCAGAGGCAAAGAAAGCACACCUGUGUAACGCACACGCACGCGCACACACACAGUGCCGUACACACAUGUAUACACAAAGCAUAUCUACAAACACAUGCAAAAAAAAAAGACUUUGAUGUGCACAUACCAGUUCAUACCACCCUCAGAGCUGUUUAAAUGUAAUAUUGUGAAAUUUGAACCUGUAUUAGGUUGUGGCUAUUCUUGGUAAUAUGUAAACGUAAUAUAAAUGUAAACAGUAUAUAUAUAAACAUUAUAUCUAUUUUUGGAAUAAAUCCAACGUACAGAAAGGCGGUUGUUUUGCAGGUUGCAACGUGUGUAUCGUAUGUGUGUUGUACUGUUGAAAUGAGGCAAUAAUGAUGUCUUUGUUUGGGUUAAAAGGCCAGCAUCAGUUCCUGUUCCCUUGCUACAUGCUUCCGACACGGAGGUUUAGGAGUGUGCACGUUGUGACUGUUGAGUCGGUUGUCUGCGGUAUGUCUUCCGUAAUGUUUACUUAAAGGCUGUUUAUUACAACUUGGGCGUCAUUUUCAUUCAUCGCUUUGGGAAGAAUGAUAGUUCAUCAAGUGAAAUUAGGGUAAGAAAUGAAGGUAAUGAUUAAAAUAACACCCAUCACAGUUAGAGAUGAUACACUGGUUUGACUUGGACCUUUUGUCAUAUCAUUUGUGCAUAUCAUUUGUAUCAAUCUGUCGAAUAUACUACCGUUCAAAAGUUUGGGGUCACUGAUAUAGAAAUGUCCUUAUUUUUGUAAGAAAAGCUUCUUUUUUUACAGUGAAGAUAACAUUAAAUUAAUCAGAAAUACAGUCUUGUUAAUGUGGUAAAUGACUAUUCUAGCUGGAAACGGCUGAUUUUUAAUGGAAUAUCUCCAUAGGGGUACAGAGGAACAUUUCCAUCAACCAUCACUCCUGUGUUCUAAUGCUACACUGUGUAGCUAAUCGUGUCAAAAGGCUAAUUGAUGGUUAGAAAACCCUUCUGCAGUCAUGUUAGCACAUGAAUAAAAGUGUGAGUUUUCAUGGAAAACAUGAAAUUGCCUGGGUGACCCCAAACUUUUCAGUAGUCAAUCAACAGACACAUAUUCGGUAACAAUUUAUAAUGAUCAAUUAAAGUCAUUUUUCAAGCUAAAACUACCAUAUAUAUCAAUUUUAGUUUGUCUGUUGUGAGAAUUUCCAGCCUUUAAGUCCUUGAGUUUUGGACUGUUGCUGUUUUAAAGCAUCAUCUCGGGUUUUAACAAAUUGCAAAGGGCUUUUUUUUUAUUAAUGUCUUCAGGCCGGUUAUUCAUCAAAUCAUAAAUCUGUUAAUCUAACAAGAAGUUCCCAGUGGAAUUUUUCUUGUAAGCAAACAAAAAUUAUGUUUACAUGCAGUGUUACUCAACCAAACGCCGUGUUUGUGUUCGUAUCCUGCAGCUCUGGCACAUGCGCCGAAUUCUUUCUCUCUCAUCAAACUUUGUUGAUUAGCCGAAUGCGUGCGACUGCUGGCAUGAUUACAUAUCACAUUACUGGCAUUCUUGCGCGUGCUCCAAUGCUGGUGCAUGUUUAAAAGGGAAAAAAAACUGUUCCAUUGUAGUACUAGAGGUCAAAAACUGCACACUUGAAUCGAUAUUGAAAACAAUUUUGAUAGUGAAACCACCAUCAACACAUCACUAGAUUCAUUCUCUUGCCUCAUCAAACUGCAUGUUAUCAGCAAUCAACAUGUUCAAUACCUUCUAAUCAUAUCCAGUAGAAAUGACCCAAGUUGUAAUAAACCAGAGUUGUUCUUUAAGUCUGCAUGUGCCAGACAGUCAUGCUUUACUUUAACUUUCUCCUCGUCUCUCUCUUUCUCAGGGCAGGAGUUGACUUUAAUUGCAUACGGUAUAUGCCUAUGGAAUGAUUUACAUAGAUUGUUGUAUUUAUUUUAAAUCGCACUUUUUCAAGAAGCACUUUUGAUUUGUAUUCGGUGGUGCAAAGUGCCGCCACGUUAUUCCCUUCUCAAAGAGGCGGGAAUGUUUGACUUGAAUGGGUGAGUCAUGUAGAUACUUAGAAUACUUCUUCUUCUUCUUCAAUGCUUUCUGCCAAAGUGUGUCUUCCCACCAGUGUACAACUGGGUUCCAUAUCUGUGAAGUAGCCUCCUUUCUUGCAGCGGUCUUACAGGUCUACAUUUAUCUCAAGCAAUCUCUGUUUGAUCUUUACCAUCUUUUUUUUGUUUCUUUUAAAGUUCUGUGAAAGAGCUAUGAGCAGCAGGAGAGGAUGACACAAGUCAGAGAAAGACUUUGAAGAUUCAUCUUAGAUCACAGCCUAUUUUUUUCCUUUUCCUUUUUUGCUUUUAUCUGUUCAGGGCUUUGAGCUGUUUGAAGUGGAACUGCACAGAGAGUUCGCAUCGCUUCGUGUCAGGGUUAGAAGAGGAAAAAAUAGGGCUGUUUUCCAUCAGGGUUGUGUACAGGGUCAGAAUAUUUCGUCCCCUCCGUCACCAAACCUAAGCACUGCAUCUGACCCUUACCAUUGUGUGUGUAUGUGUGUGUGUGUGUGUGUGUUUCCUUCACUUUGGGAGUGUGUCGUGUGCUGUAUAGCUACGGGUACGUUGUGAUGUUAUGCAUAAUGGCAUGAGGUACAAUACAGUGAUUUUUAAGUGCCAUUAAGUUUGCACAUUAGCCUCAUUCACCUCGCUGGGUAUGUGCUGUAUUGUGCCCAAAACUUUAAUGGAGAAACAAUGGGUGUUAAGUUGUUACUUAACCCAUUGCUUGUUACUUACACUGAGGCCAUUUCAAAGUUUAAAGUUUUCCCCACAUAACAGCUUAUCAUAUUUGGGUACGUGUGUGCGGGAGUGCUGGGAAAGACAGCCGUUGUUGUUAAAUGCCUUUUUUCUUUUGUGAAGCAGACUGAUGCUGGUGGGUUUUUUUGUUUUGUUUCUUUUCAUUUAGAGAGUAAUGUGUCUGUUACCUGUUGUCAAUUUAGCUUGUACAUUCAGAUAUGAACCUAAUAAAUAUGUCAAAGAACAA
This is a messenger RNA of Acanthochromis polyacanthus (spiny chromis), 7256 nucleotides long. RefSeq names its product protein phosphatase 6, regulatory subunit 2b (gene ppp6r2b). The record is from RefSeq and is a predicted model, not a curated record. The coding region runs from base 535 to 3345 and encodes 936 amino acids. Gene Ontology annotation, molecular function: protein phosphatase binding; protein phosphatase regulator activity. NCBI's taxonomy places the organism in Eukaryota, Metazoa, Chordata, Actinopteri, Pomacentridae. Gene Ontology annotation, cellular component: cytosol; nucleus. The transcript is spliced from 27 exons.